CGUUGGUGGGCAACGCCGUCGCUGUCGUGCAGAAAAAAAAAAAAAUCACUGUACACGUCUCAUGCGCAGGCAAAGCGCUCCCCCGAACAAGUAGGUCCCGGCUUCGUGCUCGACGGCUCACGAUGAAGCUGGAUCCCAAGCAAAUACGAUACCUCACCCCCGAGGACUGGCGUGUCCUCACCGCGGUCGAGCAAGGCUCCCGCAACCACCUCGUCGUCCCCACGUCCCUCAUCGUGACCCUCACCAACGCCCGCGGCGGCUCCCAGAUCAGCAAGUCCAUUUCCAGCCUCGCAAAGACAAAUCUCAUCUCCAGGGUCAAGAACGCCUCCUACGAUGGCUACCGUCUCACGUACGGCGGACUGGACUACCUGGCCCUGCACGCGCAUCUGAAGGCCGGCACGAUAUUCAGCAUAGGCAACCAGAUCGGCGUCGGCAAGGAGAGCGACAUAUACGUCGUCGCGUCGUCCAGCGGCAGGAGGAUGGUGCUCAAGAUCCACAGGCUGGGCCGAGUCUCGUUCCGCACGGUGAAGAACAACCGCGACUACCUUCGCAAGGGCGGCAGUGGCUCGUGGAUGUACAUGUCGACGCUCGCCGCGCGCAAGGAGUGGACGUUCAUGCGCGCCCUUCGAGAAAGCGGGUUCGCUGUGCCCGAGCCCGUCGCUUGGAACAGGCACACGGUCGUCAUGGAGCUCAUCGACGCCUUUCCCCUGCGCCAGAUAUCGACGGUGCCCAAGCCCGAGGAGCUGUAUGCUCGGCUGCUGGAGAUCAUUAUCCGACUCGCGCAGCACGGCCUCAUACACGCCGACUUCAACGAGUUCAACCUGCUCGUCCAGGAGGAAGAGAUUCCGGGCACGGGCGUGCAGGAAGACGGCCAGCUGCCCGAGCUCAAACUCACCCCGGUCCUCAUUGAUUUUCCCCAAACCUUGUCCAUCUCCCAUCCAAACGCCGAAUACUACUUCAGCCGUGACGUGAAUUGUAUAAAGACCUUCUUCGAACGAAGAUUCCACUUCGUGUCCGACGAGCCAGGACCUUUUUUCGCCGAUGCCAUCAAAGGUGCCGGCAUCGCCGAUGGCGUGCGGAGAUUGGACGUCGAAGUUGAGGCGAGUGGGUUCAGCAAGAAGAUGGCCAAGGACCUCGAGAAGUACAUGGAGGAGCAUGGUGUGGACGGGGACCGCGGGGAGGCGCCGGACGACGAAGACGACGAGGAUCCUGAAGAGAAACACGACGGAGAUGGCUCCAGCCCGGCGACAGAUAAGAUCGAAGCUUCCACAGCGGAAGGCAACGACUUUUCGGUCAAGCAAUCGGACGAAGGCCAGUCUGUCGUGGAUGGCAUGACCAUAUUACGUCUAGACGAGGAGCCUUUGCCCCCAGAGCCUUCCUUUGACACCGUAUCCAUAGCGGGCACAGGCGUUGCGUCAGCGGCAAAUAAGCAGCGCAUCACGGCCGCCAAAAAGGCAAAAGGCUGGGCAAUAUAAGAUGCGAUAAAUGUGGACGUAAGCAGAGAAUUUAUGAACAACAUGAUACCCAUAAUAUAUUCGUGCAGAUGGC
Molecule: messenger RNA, 1548 nt
Organism: Verruconis gallopava
Lineage: Eukaryota; Fungi; Ascomycota; Dothideomycetes; Venturiales; Sympoventuriaceae
Exons: 1
Coding region: 123-1475 (450 amino acids)
Biological process (GO): protein phosphorylation; maturation of SSU-rRNA
Cellular component (GO): preribosome, small subunit precursor; cytosol; nucleus
Molecular function (GO): ATP binding; protein serine/threonine kinase activity
Source: RefSeq, a predicted model, not a curated record